This is a messenger RNA of Ambispora gerdemannii, 1005 nucleotides long. Lineage: Eukaryota; Fungi; Glomeromycota; Glomeromycetes; Archaeosporales; Ambisporaceae. The record is from the annotation of a GenBank genome assembly.
AUGCCCAAGACUAAUGUCGCGGGACUUAGUGUCAAUGUCUCGGAAUCUAGUGAUAUCAGGGCCCUCAGAAGGAGACAACAGAAUAAAAAACGAAAACUUAACCGACAACCUAUCGAACGAAGAGUUCAAAAUGAGUGUCCCGCGACCAGAAUCGCGCCCGAGAUACUUAUUGAGAUAUGUAAACAUCUUUCACCAACCGACCUUUUAAGCCUCUUGCAAACCUGCAAACUCUAUCACACCUGGCUGUCCUCCAAACAAUCCGUCACCACGCAGAAAAUCUGGUACGAGUCCCGACAAGAAUACGCUCCUUUCCUUACCUUACCAUCACCUCGUGGGCUGGACGAAGUCGCGUACGCGAGUCUGGUUUUUGGGAGUGGAUGCCAAACAUGUGGUGAAAAGGUUGCGAAAGUUUAUUGGGCCUUUUCUACUCGUAUGUGUAGUGAUUGUUUCGCCAUAAGCACUGUCACCAAUUACGACCUAAAUUACGAAAAAAGAUUGCUAAAGGCACCUAAUACCAAUUACGUUGCCGGUUUACCGUAUGUCGAAGCAUACUUGUACAGUAGUCCAUACAUGCACAGUAGAACACGUGAACCUCAUACCGAUCUCAAGUUUUAUUUGGCGACUAGUGUGGAGAAACAGAAGCGAAUAUAUCAUACUAUUCCUCCCAAUCGACGACAUAGAUGGACCGUUAAAAACAUGCGAAAAGGUGCGAAACUGAUGAAAGAGGUGAGAAAGCGUGAGAGGGUGUGUCGUCGAGAAGAGAUGAAGGCACAACUCGAGGCGAGAAUUGUUAACAUGGCGCAAACGAAAGACGAGACAGGUAAUCUAGUUUACGAUGCCAACAUUCUUCGUUUGUGUCCCGCUUAUAAAAAAGUAUAUGGCACACCACACUACAUGUGUGAUCAAGCUUGGAUCUGGACGGAAAGAAAAUUGGUCAGAGAAUAUCCACGAAUCUUUAAGAAACAACAACAACUGGCUGAAUCUUCAAGUAUCCAUCUAUCAUGA